AUGGCACACUCUGCAGAAGAUUACUAUGACAUGCCUGUCGAGAUGCUGCCGUCUGCAAACUUCGCAGGCCGCCCUACGAGCGACAUCAGCAUAGGCAUGUACGACGGGCUCUGGGAUUUGAUGUUCUCACCCUCCUCUUAUUCGUCCGAAGACGAAGCCGCAGAAGAAGGCAACGAAGCCGCUCUACAACAACGGACCCCACCGAGAUCACCUCCUUCGCCGACGCAAUUAGAGUCGCCAGUAAGACCAACAAUCAGAGUAACGUCACCGACGCUCAGAUAUGAGGAGAGACAAUGGAGAGAAAGCUGGGGCAACGAUGAGAGCAUGAUAGAUCGGCCACGGUUGAGGAAGAAGUCCCAGACAGCACCUCCCGGCGGCUUUGAAGCACAGGCUACACCACCCCUGGAGCCACGGCGAGCGAUCAGUGUAAGGUUGAGCUACUCGAACACAAUAAGGAGAAGGCGGCCGAAGUCGGAUGAGGGGGUUGCGAACUGUUUGGACACCAAGAAGGUCUCCAGGGACGGGCGAUUGGGACCACGCAAGGCAUUGCCGAAACCACCAUUAUGCCAGGAUAACGAGGCGACACCUCAUCUAAUCUUUUUCGAGGAGUUUGGUGUGGUCGCAAAGGUUACUGAAGCCACCUUUGACCAGUAUUGGCUACGACAAAGUCUAAAGAUGAGCGACGCCAUGGAUGAAGAGAUGGAGGACUUUGUCGCCCGCAAGGCAAGCGUAUCAAGCGUGAGGGAGGUAGGGCCAAUGGGUCCCCGUGUCACACAAGGUCCUCCUGGGUUGAAGUCCUCGUUCUCGUCCGCGUCAUCUGUGGUUUCUAUGCACCCACCAGAAAAACACGUCAUGGCCUCGACUCUUGCGAGUAGUAGCAGUAGUAGUAGUAAUACCUACGUCGCCUUCCUCGAACAAGCCAAGCACGACUUCUGCAUGAGCAACGCACACCUCUCAGAGGAGGAGCUAAACCGCGCGUGGUUCCAGGCUGCCUGCCAACCGUCGCAACCCUCCAUGGCCCACCAGGUCCCACGGUCAAUGGCCUUCAACACGUCAAAUAUGACCCAGCUUCCAACAACUGGCUUCGAAUCAAUGGACCGGACUCGUUCUGCUCCCGUCAUGAACCGCUCAGACUCGGCCAUGACCGACAAUCUACACCGCUCAAACACCACCUACUCUGGCUGGCCUUCAAUGUCCCAAGAGUCCAACACCGACUACACACUCUACUCUGACACUUCCAUGCGAAGACAGCCGACUCUCCAGUCGAUGCCAGAGACUGCUUACAACAGCAUCGCUGAGUACAGUGUUGGCGACUACGUCAGCAGCUGCAUCCAGCCAGACAACUCUUCUUCCCUCCCCACCCCCCAGCAUUCACAACAGUUGCAACUGACACCCAGCUUGCAGUGGAGUUCGUCUUCGGACGCCUCUUCACCCAGCACACCGUCAACCGCUCUGAUGACGCCUGUUACUCAAUCUAGUAACAUGAGUCGUCAGGGUAGUUACAACCCUCUGUUUUUUGAUAACAUUUCCAUGUCGCGCAAUCAGUCAAAUUCUUCAUGUAUGCCCAUCCUCCCAGAGGAUGGGUCGUUUCCUUAUUCCUUUAACGUCGCAUCCAAGCCCAUCAGCGAGUCCGCUGAUGGUUCUCAUUUUCUCAACUUCACUGGCUCCUCCAGUGAAGCUUUCCUUUCUUCAUCUGUUCCUGCAAGUGCGCAUGCACUUGCGUCUUCCGACAACGAUCAGUCGUGCCUGGCGGAGGAUAUGCGGAGGUCGACUUCAGCUUCAUCAAGCGAGGGUUACUCGAGCGAGGUCUCUGCACCUUCAUCGACCAACUCUCGUCAAUCGCAACGCGAACGCGAGAUCAACGCGCAAGCUGCGUCUCGCAAGAUUGCCCCGAAGGCAAUCGACAACAAUGAUGCGACCGAGUCUGCGUCAUCAAAUGCUCAGAUGACAAGGAUAAGGUCUGAGGAUGGAUCCUCUAAGACUGUCGGUGUCCUGUCAAAGACACCGUACGUGCGUCCUCAACACCCAAAGAUCAAGUGUAACUUUUGCAACGAGCGACCCGAUGGGUUCCGUGGCACACAUGAGCUUGACCGUCACAUUGCUCGCGCCCAUGCCUCUCGCAGGAAGGGCUACAUCUGCGUCGACUCUUCAGCCGACAAGAAGUUCCUCGCCAACUGUAAGCACUGCCGUAACAAGAAGGUGUACGGUGCGUACUACAACGCCGCCGCUCACCUUCGCCGUGCGCACUUCCAUCCCCGCAAGAGGGGCAGGAAGGGCAAGAACGACGAGAAGCGUGGUGGCAUCGGUGGCGGAGACCACCCUCCCAUGGAGUAUCUCAAGCAAAACUGGAUCAAAGAGGUGGAGGUCGACAACAAGCCCACUCCUCAGUCACCCGAAAGCGCUUCCGACAACGACGCGUCUGAACAGAUCGACAACACCUUCGACACUUCUUCGUACGAAGUAGACAACACUGCUGUUCCCGCUGCCGCCUACCCUCCGUCGCAACAGCCGCUUCCCAUGGCCAUGCCCAUGCAAGUACCCAUGAUGGACCAAGUCCCUAUUGACCCAAAUCAAUACAUGGACUACGGUAUGAACAUGCAUGCGAAUGAGCCCAUGGUGUUUGACAACAACACCUUCUUCGACCCCAACCUUCCUGUCCCCACCGACAUGAGUAACUUCCAGUUCGACGCGUACAUGGGUCCUUGA
Alternaria infectoria is the source of this 2706-nucleotide messenger RNA. RefSeq lists its product as uncharacterized. The record is from RefSeq and is a predicted model, not a curated record. Bases 1 to 2706 code for a protein of 901 amino acids. Lineage: Eukaryota; Fungi; Ascomycota; Dothideomycetes; Pleosporales; Pleosporaceae. The transcript has 4 exons.